AUCAGAAGUCUCUCCAAGACAGCAGAAGGAUGGCAGAGGAGCUGGGGUUGGGCUUCGGAGAAGGAGUCCCAGUGGAAGUGCUGCCGGAAGGCUGUAGACACAGGCCAGAGGCCAGGGCCGGGCUAGCUGCCAGGAGCAAAGCCUGCCUGGCUCUCACCUGCUGCCUGUUGUCAUUUCCCAUCCUCGCAGGACUUAGCACCCUCCUAAUGGCUGGCCAGCUCCGGGUCCCCGGAAAAGACUGUAUGCUUCGGGCCAUAACAGAAGAGAGAUCUGAGCCUUCACCACAGCAAGUUUACUCACCUCCCAGAGGCAAGCCGAGAGCACACCUGACAAUUAAGAAACAAACCCCAGCACCACAUCUGAAAAAUCAGCUCUCUGCUCUACACUGGGAACAUGACCUAGGGAUGGCCUUCACCAAGAACGGGAUGAAGUACAUCAACAAAUCCCUGGUGAUCCCAGAGUCAGGAGACUAUUUCAUCUACUCCCAGAUCACAUUCCGAGGGACCACAUCUGUGUGUGGUGACAUCAGUCGGGGGAGACGACCAAACAAGCCAGACUCCAUCACCAUGGUUAUCACCAAGGUAGCAGACAGCUACCCUGAGCCUGCCCGCCUACUAACAGGGUCCAAGUCUGUGUGUGAAAUAAGCAACAACUGGUUCCAGUCCCUCUACCUUGGGGCCACGUUCUCCUUGGAAGAAGGAGACAGACUAAUGGUAAACGUCAGUGACAUCUCCUUGGUGGAUUACACAAAAGAAGAUAAAACUUUCUUUGGAGCUUUCUUGCUAUAAGGAGGAGAAAACCAUCAUUCCAAGGGGCUCCCCUGCCUCCUACUUUCCAAUUUCCUUUUCUCAUAUGGAUCUAUAAACAGGGGCUUUAGAGGGAUCAGGGAAGGGGACAGUGGUUUAGCUAUAUAAUUUAGGAACCCAAUAUUGAUCCGUAUAUGCCUUAUGGACUAAAAUAGUAAAUGGAAAACCCAGUACAGCUCAUGUUUGAUAGAGACCUGCUGGGUUUUAAAAAUUGAAACACGCCUCAUCCAAUGGCACAAUCUACUGAUUUCAGGACAGAACCUUUCCACAGUGCCCUCUGUCCAAGUCCUUUCUGAAUUCAGCAGUUCAGUUAGAGCUGAAUUCGACAAUGAACUUACUCCAGAUCAAGAGCUAAAGACAGAAUCCAAAGAAAGACUGAGAAAAUGAUGUUAUUUCUCCAAGAGGCAAUGCAUUUCCACAUUCUUUUGUGCCUAACCUAAAAAAUAAGAAAGAAGAAAGGAAGGAAGGAAGGAAGGAAGGAAGGAAGGAAGGAAGGAAGGAAGGAAGGAAGGAAGGAAGGAAGGAAGGGACAAGAAAAGACAAGACAAGACAAGAAAAAAGAAAAAAUGGUAUUUCUCGUGAAUAUUCCCUAAAAGGAAUUGGUUUUCUGCUGUGAAGGAGAAACCUCACCUUUCUUCUGAUUGCAUCCUUUAGUAUCCAAACAUACAAGUGGGAAUUCCAAAUGCACAUGGAACAUAGAACACUUUUAUUAUUGUGAGAACAUGUUUAUUGAGUACCUACUAUGCUCUGGGCACUCAGCCCACAGGACCAUGAAGAGAAAGUCAAAUUUUCUUAAAAACUAAAUGAAUCCUCAAUACAUACUUCCUGAUCAACUACCACUCAAAAUGUAUAACUUCCAAAGUAUAACUUCAAGUCAGCCAUCUAGGUGGUUUCUUGGGUAAAGGUGCUUGUCAUUAAGCCUGACACCUGGGUUUGACCUCCCAGAACCCAAAAGCUGGAAGGAGAGAAUUGGUUCCCACAAAUUAUCCUCAAACCCCCAUACAAAUGAUGUGGCAUGCACACAUGUAACUAAAUAAAUAAGUGUAAAACAAAAACAAAAACAAAAUUUUAAAGAAAAAUUUCAAGUCCUGAAAGACAGCAUUCCUGAGAAUGUUGUCUCCAUCGUUGUCCAGUAUAGGCUAACCAGCUGAUAGAGACACUGAAGGAAUUUAAAGACAGACAUCAAGUGAAAUGGAGCACUGUAGAAACACUUGAUUCAUGCCAGGAGUCAAUGUACUAUGAAGACCAACAACAAAGUGUCAGUCAUCAAAUCCAGAGGUGUUUAUCUAGAUCUGCUUUCAAGUUUGGUUUGCAGCCUUUAUAUAGUCUCUAUUACAAAUGCUCGUGUCAUGGUAGAUGCCACAAGGAGUCAGAGGGUAAACUUAGCCCCAAACCACUGCUGAGCCAUCUUCUAGGAAACCUUCGAAGCAGAGCUGGGCAGCGUGACUCCCACACAAUGACUGGGAAAGUAGUAGCUGAUCAAAAUUUGUUGAGUAAUAAUUUGUUAGAAAAUUCAUCUCCACUGCCUACUAAACCUAAGUUGUAUACUAUCUAGCUUCUGCUAAGCCAACUUACAUUGGCCACUUUUUCUGUCUUCAACUUCUUGAAGUAUCACAGGUCUCAGUGAGAACACAGGGAAAGGUGAGGUCGCCUUCCCCUGGUUCUUCAUAGGGGAAACCACACCUGAAAGAAGAUGAGCAGCCUGAGGUGACCUGGAGGAAGGGCUGUCUCAGAAGAAGGACUUAUUUUUUGGCUUAGGUCUAAAACCUUGAGAGUAAUGCUCACUGGUCAAUUGAGGAUGCUUUAUCAAUGACUCCAGUCUGACUCCAAGGUCAGAAAGGAGAGUGAGAUGCUCUCUCUGCCUGCAUAUAUCUUCAUGGAACAUGAGAAUAUUGAGCAACAUAGACUUAUAGGAAAACACUUGCCCAAAAGUAGCCAGAGUGACCUGGUCAUCCCCUCUACUAAACCCAAGCUUUGUGUCAAGGGCCUUCAAAGCUGCCCAGAAGUGAUCUGGAUGGCUUGGGAAUUUAUCCAAGACAGGAAUUUCCUGACAGCCAAAGAUGCUUGAGUCCUUGUGCCUGACAUGCAUUUAUUUUGCCCCUGUUUAUUGAAGACUGUAACUGUUGAUUUGUGGGUAUACAUACAUACAUACAUACAUACAUACAUACAUACAUACAUAUGCUGUCAUGAAGGCAGCAUCAAACAUUACUAAUUGGACUCAAACCAGCAUUUCUGUUUCCAAGAUACUAAGUAUUCCCAUGCAAACAGGAGCAUGCUAUUUUUCUAAAGCAAAAUGAAAAAAAUAGUUUUGAAAGUAUAUAUAUGAUGGAGUCAAGUGUAAUGGCAUACAUCUGUAAACCCAGCACAUGGGAUGCUGAGCCAGGAGGAUUGCCGUGAGUUUGAGGAGAACAGGGGCUAAAUAGUAAUUUUCAGGAAAGCCUUGCCUAUAUAACAAGACCUUGUCUCAAAUGAAAAAAAAAAAAAAAAUAGACCCCAGGCUGGUCCUUGGAGAUAAGGUAAUAUAUUCAUUGGGUGAGGGGGUGUGUGUUUUGGAAAAUAGUUAAUUUAGUGAGAAAUGCUUUUCGGUCAAAUGCAUCUCAAAGGCUGCUGAAUUCAAAUCGGGUCUGUAAAUGCUUACCUAGUGCUUGCUUGCCCUGGGGACAGAGACAUAAAUUACUUUAGUCUCAGAUCCACUCGUUCUAACAGAUUGGCAUCUCCAUCGUCUGUGGAGCUUUUAAUCACUCUGUUUGUAUUAGCUAAUUAAUUAGCUAACUUGAGACACACUGAUAUUUUCUUAUUAUAAACAUGGGUGCCAUUUGAUAAAAGACAAUCAUUAACAAAAUGGUUCGAAUUUCCGCUUAAGUGAUCUUCUUUUUUCCUUUUCAUUUUUUUUAACUAGCUAAUCAAAGGUAGUUUCCCAAAAAUAAAUGCAAAGGGAGUAUAAAGAAAAAAUUCCCUGUGGUGGGAGCUAGUAUUGAAACAACAGUAUCAAAGAGGCUGUUACCUACUGGCCUCAAAUUUUGGCAGGAACGCCUUUGAAAAUGUUAGAACUUUACGGACAGCCUAGAGGUGCUUUGAAAAGUCUCUGUUGCCAACAAAAGCCAUUAAUCAGCAUGCGGCACAGGUUACUCAAAUUUUGACCUUGACUGUUUUUUAGAUCUGUUACACAGAACACAACUUCUGGGCUGUAAUCUCUGAUGUGGAUUUGGUGAUUUACUAAGGUACCGUGGGAAACAAGGAAAGUGUACUUGUACCACAUCGUUUCUCAGUGCAUGUCAGAGUCUACUCAACAGCAGGGCAUGCCAGAGCCUUGGAUACAUUCCGGGACAAACUAUGUCACUCCUAAGGAAAUUCCAAGUGUGUGCCUGUCAAGCACUCUGGAUCAUAGAAGCCCACGAGUUCACUGUGCACAAGGCACAGCCAUGGCCAGCACUCUCUUGCAUGGUAUUUCUCUUAAGCUCUUACUCAAUCACGGUCCCAUGAUUGUGACAUUGGGGAUUAAUUGCUUGAGCAGGUUUAUUUACAGUCUGUUCCUUGCAAAAUACAUGCAGAUAUGUCUGGCCUCAAAAUCCCCUGAUUGUUUUAGGGCUUAGAGAAUACUGGGGAUGUUUUUGCUGUUUUCAGAUGUACUUUAUUUAAGCUUGCAGAAUUACCCUGAAUAUUAACAGUGUUCUAAGAUAUUGCCUGCUAGCUUCUGGCUAAUUUACUAGUGGUGACAGUAUCAGAUCAGAGUAUCUAUAUUUAUGUCUUGCUAUUAUAGUUAAAACUUCCUGAUCUCUGUAACACACUCACCCCUACCUCAUCUAUCUACCCAUCUUGUGGAUGUAGCUGUGAGAAGACUCACAAGCCCGAGUUGCAGUUACUUUUCUGAAGCAACAUAGUAUGUUAAUGGAAUGGCCAGAACUCUACUCUUGGCACAUGGCACUGAAUUUGAUGCCACUAAAAGAAAAAUUGAAGGCAGAAAUAUUUUUUACUAUGCAUGGGACAACGUAGAAGAGCAAGGAGACUGCUUACACAUGGUGGUCACAUCUCUGGCUUCAUCCCUAAACCAAUUUUCUGACCCCAAGUCGAUUUUUUUUCAUGUAGUUAUUGUUCAUUUUCUGGAAAGAGUCAAGCAAAAAGAGAGUUUUAUAGAAACCAUUGCAUCAUGGAGGUCAGGGGAGGGAUUAAGCCAAAGAAUUCCUUCUCCAAAUCUAUAGCCAUAUGGCCACCCUUUGGUGUACUUCUAUUUGAUCAUGACAAACCUGAGAGCCCUGCCCAGAGUUCAGUGGAUCCUAAUGAACUCCAAGAGUAAUUCAUUCCCUCACCAACUCUAGGGGCUUGGCCAGUGCAGAAAAUGUCAUGGGAUUUUAAAGUUAACAUGAGCUGCUAUCCAAACUUAUGUCUCUUUAAGAAUGGAGAGACACAGGCCAGGAGAGGUAACAUAUGAAGCCUGGUAUUGGGCAGUAGCUUGAUGGAGUAUUGAGGCUAAAAGUAGACUUCCUGCCCCUGACCAUACACAACACCCUUUCAGUUUGAUCCAUGGUGGUCUUAUUCUACUUUAUUUUGAGCACCUGUCACACCUAGUUACUGUCAUGCCAAGAAGGUCCAUAACAGGCAAAUCCUACUCUGCUGUGUGCACACAAGAGGAAGGAGGCUCACAGUAGCAAGUAAACAGAUAAGCAAACGUACACGAUUUUCGUCUUAAAGUCAUUAAGACACACGCGUACCCCUCUUUUGUUUCAGAGGGUAUACAGGCUGAACAGAUGUCAGUGUUCACCUAUUCUUAUUGAUAAGCCCCAUGUGCUUUCAUUGGUUGAAUGUUUUAUGUUAAAACGUCAUAUUGCCAUCGUAAAAUGCAUAUUGUAUGUUGUUGGGUAUAUAAUUAACUAAUAUGCAUCGCAUGUAUGAAUUCUAAUCUCUGUAAAUGAAAACUUAUAUAUGUUAACAUAUGUAAUAGUUAUAAUUUAAUAAACUGACACUGGAGACUAC
Messenger RNA from Mus musculus (house mouse), 5777 nucleotides. RefSeq names its product tumor necrosis factor (ligand) superfamily, member 15 (gene Tnfsf15). Gene Ontology annotation, molecular function: tumor necrosis factor receptor binding. Gene Ontology annotation, cellular component: membrane. The record is from RefSeq and is marked validated. NCBI's taxonomy places the organism in Eukaryota, Metazoa, Chordata, Mammalia, Rodentia, Muridae. Bases 30 to 788 code for a protein of 252 amino acids. Gene Ontology annotation, biological process: immune response. The transcript has 4 exons.